UACCUCUGUGAUCGAUCCAAUCUUGUUGCUGUUCAAAGAAGAUGCUCGAGACUAGAAUCGAGGCACUGGCUUUCUUUUGUCUGUCACCAACUAUAUUUCGACGUGGCCACAUCUGAUUGGCUCAUCAGGAAAAUUAUAUGAAACCUACCACACUGAAUCACGGAAUGAUCCCCUUCCACUUCCAGCCAAGAGAAGUAAAAUGGGAAAAUAGGGCUUUCUUAGUAAUAAAAAAUCCAAAGCCUUUUGGAUGGAAAUUGGGGCUUUUGUUUUUGUUGAUAUCUCUACAAAAACUCUGUGACGUAACCCAAGUCGAGAACUUUCUCUUACUGAAAGCAAUAGCUACUCGCCAGAGAAGCCGAGACAUGACGGACGGUUACCGGCAUCGGCAGUGGCAGCAGCAGCAGCAGCAGCUGCCUCUUCUCCCAGCCAGUGGCAGUUUAAAACGACCUCGUUCCGACUACAAUCUCCAAUCUUCAGGGUUGCCUUCAAGCCAUGAGAUUCAUAACUAUUAUCCAAGGGAUGAUGAUGAUGAUCACAGCAGGCAUCAGGUUGUGAAGGAUACAAAGACAAUUGGAUCGGCAUAUGACCGAUAUCUGCAAAAUGCGCAAAUUACUUUUUCUUCUGGAGAAGCUAGUGGGUUAAGUGUUGGAUUGGGAAGGGCUAAUGGUAAUGCAAGGACUGAUCUUCCAGUAUUUAACUCUGGUGUCGUGGGCCGUCCUCGGGUUAGUGGUCCUUAUCUGGCACCAAAUGGUCGAGACCUUGUUUUUCGUAGACAGCCUUCAGUGGAUACAAUGGAUAGGCCUGUUCGUGAAACUGUACCUCUACCCCCAGAUGCUUCCAGCACACUAUAUGUUGAGGGACUCCCUCCUGACAGCACAAGGAGGGAAGUAGCUCAUAUCUUUCGCCCUUUUGUAGGAUAUAAGGAAGUUAGACUUGUAAGCAAAGAAUUCAAACAUCGUGGAGAUCCUAUUAUACUUUGUUUCGUUGAUUUUGAAAAUCCAGCCUGUGCAGCAACUGCAUUGAGUGCCUUGCAAGGUUAUAAAUUGGAUGAACAUGACCGUGAAUCUAACUACUUGAGGCUAGAGUUUUCUCGGUACCCUGGUCCAAGAUCUGGCCAUGGAGGUCGUGGAAGGAGGUGAUCCAUCAACAAAGUUUUGUGAAGAACACCUAUCAGGAAUGCAAAUCAGUUUUCUAGUACUCAUUUAUCCUGCAUUCGAAGAUCUGCAUUUUUUUACUAUAUAUUCAUCCGCAGCUUGCAAUAGAGAUUGCUAUAUCCUGUCCACACGAAUUAUUAGCACAUUAGAUCAAAAAAAUAGUGAAGGGAUAAGGUGUUGCAAAUAUAUCUGAGAUUAAUCAUGCAAACAAACAAAGAUGCUCAGAUUGAUCACUAUAAACGAUCAUGUAGUGCCCAAAUUUUCUGAAAGAAAAAUGAUGUACAAUAAUUUUUAGAAGAUAAGUUCCUUGCAACGUUUUUUAGGAUGCUAAUUUUAGCCUUCA
Hevea brasiliensis (rubber tree) is the source of this 1497-nucleotide messenger RNA. Its product is annotated as RNA-binding protein 2. Gene Ontology annotation, molecular function: mRNA binding. The coding region runs from base 138 to 1139 and encodes 333 amino acids. Lineage: Eukaryota; Viridiplantae; Streptophyta; Magnoliopsida; Malpighiales; Euphorbiaceae. The record is from RefSeq and is a predicted model, not a curated record. The transcript is spliced from 6 exons.